This is a messenger RNA of Saitoella complicata NRRL Y-17804, 1271 nucleotides long. Its product is annotated as tRNAHis guanylyltransferase. Gene Ontology annotation, molecular function: magnesium ion binding; tRNA guanylyltransferase activity. Bases 1 to 981 code for a protein of 326 amino acids. The transcript is spliced from 4 exons. Gene Ontology annotation, biological process: tRNA modification. Lineage: Eukaryota; Fungi; Ascomycota; Saitoellomycetes; Saitoellales; Saitoellaceae. The record is from RefSeq and is a predicted model, not a curated record.
AUGGCAGCCUACGAUAAAGACCUCGCUGAGAAGGGUAGGAAGAGAGAACCGGAGUCGACGUUACAGGCCUCGAUCGCCAACCAAACGGACAGGGUAGUCAUGGCGAACUCGAAAUACGAAUACGUGAAGGACUUUGAGCGGCCUGAUCCCUUACUCCCAAACACCUGGGUCAUCAUCAGAAUAGACGGUCAUGGCUUCCAUAGAUUCUCAAAGGUGCACGAAUUUGAGAAGCCAAAUGAUGCACGUGCAUUGAACCUGAUGAAUGCGGCUGCAAAAGCUGUGAUGAGUGAGUUGAGUGAUGUCGUUAUGGCAUAUGGUGAUAGUGAUGAGUACAGUUUCCUGUUAUCGAAGUUGUGCUCGCUAUACGACCGCCGCGAGUCAAAACUGAUCACAACAUUUGCAUCACUAUUCACAUCAUACUACCUUUACUACUGGUCAGAUCACUUUCCAACACCCAAACCACUGUACCCGCCUUCAUUCGAUGGUCGCGCCGUGCUCUACCCCUCGGACCAGAACCUACGAGACUAUUUCUCAUGGCGACAAGCAGAUUGCCACAUCAACAAUCUCUACAACACCACAAACUGGGCCCUGAUCCUCAAAGGCGGCAUGACGGAACGAGAUGCAGAACGUGAACUUAUGGGAAGCCGCGCAGCAGAUAAACACGAAAUCCUCUUCUCCCGUUUUGGGAUCAACUACAAUAAUGAACCCGAGAUGUACAAAAAAGGUACCGUCAUGGUAAGGGAGCCUGUCAAGGAUGAAGAGAAUGGUGAUGCGCCGUCAUUACUGCAAGAGCAUGGUGCGACAAUGGGUGAGCCAGAGAGACCAAAGUCAAAUAGACAGUUGAAGAAGGAAGCGAAGAAGCAGGCAAAGAAGGAGGAGAGGCAGGUUAAGACUGUGGUGCGUGUUUAUCAUUGCGAUGUUAUUAGGGAUGAGUUUUGGGACGCAAGACCGUGGAUCUUGGGUAAUUUGUUGAAGGCAUGAGACGAUGCAUGACUGAGAUAGACGACGAGGACGCACCGUGGGGAAGCGUGCUCGAGGCGUUCGUCGCGCCGCGGAUUAGGUCGAGUUGGGUCAUGAUGCAGAGGAUAUUCAAGUGUCGGUGGGCUUGAAGGGACCGGGAUAGAUUGAUUGAGGUCCUGUCGUAACGUUCGAAGAAGAAGGAUUAUCGCUUGUUCUAUGUGGCAGGACCUAGGGUAGCAGUCCAUUCACGGGAGAAUUGUUCGGAUUCGUUCUCAAAUUUGUCGGUUAAGGUAAUUCUAUGCAAAUGCGCG